This is a messenger RNA of Aspergillus wentii DTO 134E9, 1026 nucleotides long. Its product is annotated as alpha/beta hydrolase. Gene Ontology annotation, molecular function: hydrolase activity. The record is from RefSeq and is a predicted model, not a curated record. NCBI's taxonomy places the organism in Eukaryota, Fungi, Ascomycota, Eurotiomycetes, Eurotiales, Aspergillaceae. The transcript has 3 exons. The coding region runs from base 1 to 1026 and encodes 341 amino acids.
AUGUCUCACGAAGCCCUCAACCCCAUCCACCCCUCUGUCCUCCCUCUUCUUGACCCCGUCUUUGUGAAGCUAUACAACGACAAUGUCGCCAACACACCCAACGCCCCCAUCGACUUGUCCAUCCUCAGAUCGAAAUACUCUGUUCUCUACUCCUACGGCACUGGACCUGCUCCAGACUGCGGACGAAUCUACGACACCACCGUCCCUGGCUACGAGGGCGAGUCAAUCCCAGUGAGAGUGUAUGAACCUGCCUCGACCGGACCAUGGCCGGUUCAUCUGGACUUUCACGGUGGAGGAUGGGGCCUCGGCGACCUCCACACAGAAUCGCACAUCUGCAAACAUCUCACCGUCAAGGCCAACGUCUGCGUAAUCGACAUCGCCUACCGUCUCGUCCCCGAAUUCCCCUUUCCAAUCGGCAUCCAAGACUCCUUCGCUGCAUUGAAACAUAUCCACGCCAACGGGGCCAGAUUCAACAUCGACACGUCGCGUCUCUCCAUCGGCGGCGUUUCCGCGGGCGGGAAUAUCGCGCUGAUAUGUGCGCAUCUUGCGCGUGAUGAAAACAUCCCUCUCAAACUAGUCGUCGCCGGAACACCUGUUAUCGAUGAUAUCUCCCGCUAUGGGAAGGCGGAUGAUUCACCGUAUGCAUCUGUCCGGGAGUUGCAGCAUGCUCCGACGCUGAAUUGGAUGCGGUUGAAGUGGUUUGACAAUCUCAAAUGGCAGUCUCUUUCAACUGACCCGGCAGAGAAACAGACGCAGCUGGAGAAGGUGGCUUGGUUCGCGAAUGCGCUCAACGCGCCUGAUUUUACGAAUCUGCCCAAAACGGUCGUUUACACGGCUGGCUGUGAUCCUCUUCGUGAUGAGGGAGAGGCGUAUGCCAGGAAGCUCGUGGAGGGUGGGAAUGAGGUUAUUCAGAAGAGGUUCAAGGGUGUUCCGCAUCCGUUUAUGCAUAUGGAUAAGGAUCUCUGGCAGGCGAGCGAGUUUAUCGAUUUGGUGGCGAGGCAUAUCAAGGAUACUCUGUGGAGUUGA